Perkinsus marinus ATCC 50983 is the source of this 413-nucleotide messenger RNA. RefSeq lists its product as hypothetical. The annotation marks the transcript as partial. NCBI's taxonomy places the organism in Eukaryota, Perkinsozoa, Perkinsida, Perkinsidae. The transcript is spliced from 2 exons. The record is from RefSeq and is a predicted model, not a curated record.
GUACGACUACGAGCUCAGCAGGUUGGAGUCAUCACAUCAGAGACUUUGGUCUGCCACCUCCGUCAAAGUCCGAUCACCCUCAAUGCGAUGCAUCUGACUGGUCCCCCGGUACUGUUGAGUGGGAGUACUCAGUGGGCAGGCCAACCUCUGACUUGAACGCGAUUCCCGCAACAGCUGAGUUGGCGAGAUUUACCGUAGACAGUGCCGAAUCGAUUUCGCUGGAGAAUCUGCGUGUCGCCCUUCAAGCUUCUCACAGGCGCAUGAUGACCAUUGUUGAGGAGGAGAGGACAUCUAGUCAAUACCAUAAGGUCUCCAGUGGGUCAUCCGUGAACAAAGAUCUUUGUCAAGAACUCGUUGAAGGCUCCGAAGGAUAUGCCAGGCUGAGACAGUGGGCGGAGCGAAGCGGAUUUUGA